Messenger RNA from Harpegnathos saltator (Jerdon's jumping ant), 2498 nucleotides. RefSeq names its product mitochondrial chaperone BCS1 (gene Bcs1). The record is from RefSeq and is a predicted model, not a curated record. Gene Ontology annotation, molecular function: ATP binding; ATP hydrolysis activity. The coding region runs from base 158 to 1435 and encodes 425 amino acids. Lineage: Eukaryota; Metazoa; Arthropoda; Insecta; Hymenoptera; Formicidae. The transcript is spliced from 7 exons.
UGAUUUAUAUAACUGAUGCAAUGAUCAUUAUAAUUGCAAAACUUAAUAAACAAAUUGCUAAUUGACAUUAUCAGUUAAUACUGAUUGAUCUCUAAGAUAUACUAAACUUUCAUGUUAUUCUUUCAACUUUAUCAAUUGUGUAAUAUCAAUUUACAUCAUGACAAUUGUUGAUUAUAUACAAACUCUAUCCGAUAAUCCAUAUUUUGGCGCUGGCUUUGGCCUCUUUGGCCUUGGUGCCACUGCUGCUUUAUUGAGAAAAAGUGCACAAUUUGGGGCUGUAUUAUUCAGACGGCAUUAUAUGAUCACUUUGGAAGUACCAUGCCGUGACAAAAGUUAUCAAUGGCUUCUACAAUGGAUCACACACAAAGGUGCUCGUAAGACUCAACAUCUCUCUGUGGAGACUAGCUUUGAACAGAAAGAAACUGGUCAUGUGAAAACAAAAUAUGAUUUUAUUCCCAGUAUAGGAACUCAUUUCUUCAGGUAUAAGGGGAAUUGGAUAAAAGUUGAAAGAACAAGAGAACAACAGACUUUAGACUUACAUAUGGGUAUACCAUGGGAGACUGUGCAGUUAACAGCCUUUGGCAAGGACAGAAGCAUAUAUUUCAACAUCCUUGAAGAAGCCAGACAAAUGGCAUUGAAAGAGCAUGAGGGAAAAACUAUAAUGUAUACUGCUAUGGGAAGCGAAUGGCGACAGUUUGGUCAUCCUAAGAAAAAACGACCAUUGGAGUCGGUAGUUUUAGAUACUGGUGUGUCUGAAAGAAUAGUCAAUGACUGCCGAGAAUUUAUCAAUAAUCCUUCGUGGUACAGCGAAAGAGGAAUUCCGUAUCGCCGAGGCUAUUUAUUGUAUGGGCCUCCAGGAUGCGGAAAGUCAUCAUAUAUUACUGCCUUGGCUGGAGAACUAGAGCGCGGCAUUUGUGUCUUAAAUUUAUCUGAAAGAGGUCUGACGGACGACAGACUGAAUCACUUAUUAGCAGUAGCUCCGCAGCAAACCAUUAUCCUUCUCGAAGAUAUCGACGCUGCUUUUACCAGCAGGCAGGAAUCUAAAGAAGUCAAAGCAGCGUACGAGGGUCUGAACAGAGUUACGUUUAGCGGUUUGUUAAACUGCCUGGAUGGCGUAGCAUCUGCAGAAGCUAGGAUAUUAUUUAUGACGACUAAUUAUCUGGAAAGAUUGGACCCUGCACUCGUUAGACCAGGCAGAGUCGAUGUUAAGGAAUAUAUUGGAUGGUGCAGCGAGAAUCAGGUUGAGCAAAUGUUCCGAAGAUUCUACAGAGAACCGGGCAAGGAUCCUGAUGUACUCGCGAGAAAAUUUGCAGAUAACGUUAUUUCCUACAAAAGAAACGUCAGUCCUGCGCAAAUUCAAGGAUACUUCAUGUUUCAUAAAAACAAUCCAGAUGCGGUGAUAAAUAAUGUUGCACAAAUCUGGGAACUCACGUGAUGAAAAGUGAAAUCUAGUAUAAUCUGAAGCAGGACUAUUUAUAUUAGCAUCGAUGACCAUGCGAAGUGACUAUAGUACAUACACAUAUACACACAUUCUUGUGUUUUAUAUAAAGAUACUUUAUUAUUCUGAAGAGAGAUCAAUCUAUACAGAGUACAGAGUGAGUAAUCAUUAUUUCCAUUUUACUUGCGCGAAUAUAAAACAGAGAAUGAACACUUGAGUAAAAACGAAUAUAAUUAAAAAUAUCUUGGUAUUACAUAAUGUACAACUGUUGAGAUAUUGUCACGUGGUAGAAAAUACAAAGAUAUUAAUGCGAAGUGAAAACGAAAAUGAAAAUCCGACAAAAUUCUUCUACAUCUGAUAUUUUGUUUCUCGUAACUAGUGCGCUAUUUUGCAUUUGUACCACCGGCAAUUGUAUAUGGACGAGAUAUAUGAAUACUGCUUUGUUCAAACGAAAAGACUUCCUCAAGUAUUAUAACAAAAAAUAAUUUUACCAAUGUAAAUAUCAAUCCUUAGCUGGACACUACGGUCAGAAAAUAUGGUGUGUAUAAAACAGUAACAGUCUUACAGUAGUAACGUCAACGUUGCAUUAAUUUAAGAAAAUUGUAUAUAUAUAUAUAUAUGAGGGUAUGGUAGAAAAAAGGCAGUUUUCCUAUACUAAAUGUAACUACUUUGGCAGCCUGCUUGAAGUCGACCCACUACACAGUUUUCUAACUGGAACAUGCCAAUUUGUACUAUGUUGUUUCAAAGCAGAUUCAUAUAAUAAUUAAAUAUAUCGUACACAUAUUAUAUUCGCAAGUAUUUUCACGAAUAUACGCUCACAGAAAGUCGAAUAUCUGUAUAUAUUGAAAAUAGAUCUAUCACUGAAUUCACUAAGAAGUCCCUUGGGCUCUCUAUCCUACACAACUAUCAAUAAAGAAUAGUUGACAGUAGACACCCGCGAUAUUUCUAUUGAAUUCGUUUGAUAUUCAGAUUUUGUUUUGUUUUUCACUUUCUCUCUUUUUCUUUCUCUCCUUCUCGAUCAUUAGAAAUAAUAUUUACAACAUAAACAUUCGAGACCUCU